UUGCUCAAGGAAGAGCUCGUUUUGGCGAUCAACUUUAUCGAGCUUAUUGCGACUGGGGUGAGGUCAUCGUGCUCUCUCCAAGGCAUAUUGAAGAGCUUCGAGGUGACUCUCGCCUGUCUUUUCUGGUACCUGCAAACGAUAAUAAAGGAUACACAUGGCUACAUUCCCGGCUUCGAUGCGUUUUCCUUGGACGACCGUCUCGCCAAGAUAGUAACGAAGUAUUUGACCAAAGCCUUGGCAAAGCUUACCGCACCUAUUUCAAAUGAAGCCACGCAAGCAUUGAAGACAGUUCUAACAGACUCUAAUGACUGGCAUGUGAUUAAUCCGAAAGACGAUCUCGUCCGCAUCGUGUCUCGAAUGUCGACUAGGAUAUUCAUGGGAGAGGAACUGUGCAGAGACGACAACUGGAUCAGGGCAUCAGGCGACUAUACUGUCGCUGCAUUCUCGGCCACCGACGACGUCAGAACCUGGCCACGAUUGCUUCGACCCAUCGUUCAUUGGGCAAUGCCAACUUGCUGGGACCUCCGUCAAAAGCUUACCCAGGCACACGCCGCUCUCGAACCUCAUAUUCAACGGCGCAAUCAGAUAAAAGAAGAUGCAAUGGCACAAGGAAAGCCCUCUCCAUUUGACGAUCUGAUCGAAUGGUGGGAAACGGAAUAUGGUCAUUCCAAGGAUCACGCCAAGCACCAACUCACCCUCACUGUCGUUGCUAUUCACACAACUAGCGACCUUCUUCAACAGACCAUGAUUGACAUCGCAUUGAACCUCGAGAUCCUGUCGCCGCUUCGAGAAGAAGUAGUCAGGGUUCUGGGAUCUCAGGGCCUGAAAAAGACAGCGUUGUACAAUCUCAAGCUGAUGGACAGUGUGAUCAAAGAAUCGCAAAGAAUGAAGCCAGCUUUGCUAGACGGCUACCUCAUCAAGAGAGGGCAGAAUCUGGUCGGAGAUGGCACUCAUAUGUGGAACUCGGAAUACUGGAAGGACGCGGACAAGUUUGAUGGCUACCGAUUUCUUCGCCUGCGAGAGAUGACUGAAGGAGAAAAGCAGGAGGAUAGCAAGACGGCCCAUCUCGUCAGCACCAGCUCCAAGCACCUUGGGUUUGGUCACGGACUCCACGCCUGCCCAGGACGAUUCUUUGCUGCCAACGAGAUCAAGAUCGCGCUAUGCCACCUCCUGCUGAAGUAUGAUUGGAGGUUACCAGAUGGUUUCCGACCGAAGGCUACGCCUUUUGCCGCGGUGGCCUCGGCUGCACUUGUGGCUGCCAACCCUGUUCCCCGCCAAGCGUCAAACUUCGUCGGAUACCUGAUUUCGACGUUCAGCGAUGCCAACCCGAAGGUCCAAUUCCAUCUUUCUAACGGAAACAGUGCCUCUAGCUUCAAGUUCUUGAACAAAGGCCAGGCUGUUCUGACCUCAACCGUUGGCACAAAGGCAGUCCGAGAUGUCUAUCUCACAACCAACCCGUCCCGAUCUGAAUGGUAUCUCAUUGCCACGGACCUCGACAUCAAUGCCGCUGGUUUCAAUUGGGACAAAGCCACCAGAACGGGCAGCCGCGGAAUCGUUGUCUGGAAGUCGACCAACUUAGUUGACUGGUCUGCUCCGUCUCUCAGAAUUGUGGAAGCUGACACGGCCGGCAUGGUCUGGGCUCCGUCCGCAGUCUGGGAUGACGCAAAGGCUCAUUGGUACGUCUUCUGGGCCUCUCGACACUACAGAUCUACGGAUACAGGCCACACGGGCACCGCAACUCUCGACCGUAUCCGUUACACGGCGACGAAAGACUUUGUCACAUUCAGUCCUGCCCGGGACUAUGUUGCUCUUGCCGAUACCCCACUCAUCGAUCAAGAGUUCCAGUACUUGGGUACCCCUGGAGCGUAUGCUCGUUUCCUCAAGAACGAGACAACAAACCAGGUGUACCAGGAGGUCACCUCGGAUGGCAUUUUUGGCACCUGGAGGCGAAUUCCAGGAUACGUACGAAACGAGAGCCCUCGUGAGGGACCUGCUUCGUUCGCUGACAACACCAACUCGAAUCUGUACCAUCUGCUGCUGGACGACUACACGCAAUAUGUACCUUUCCAGACAAGCAACAUCCAGUCACCCAGCUGGUCAGCUUCCAGCACUUCUGGGUUUCCCAAGGGACUGAAGCACGGGUGCGUCACACCAUUGACGCAGACGGAGUGGAAUGCUCUGAACUCAAGGUUUCCUGCUUGA
Molecule: messenger RNA, 2202 nt
Organism: Colletotrichum karsti
Lineage: Eukaryota; Fungi; Ascomycota; Sordariomycetes; Glomerellales; Glomerellaceae
Product: endo-beta-xylanase
Exons: 9
Molecular function (GO): iron ion binding; heme binding; monooxygenase activity
Source: RefSeq, a predicted model, not a curated record